This is a messenger RNA of Cynara cardunculus var. scolymus (artichoke), 833 nucleotides long. Its product is annotated as protein RALF-like 24. The record is from RefSeq and is a predicted model, not a curated record. The coding region runs from base 142 to 498 and encodes 118 amino acids. The transcript has a single exon. Lineage: Eukaryota; Viridiplantae; Streptophyta; Magnoliopsida; Asterales; Asteraceae.
AUGAAAUUGGGGGAAUUUUCAUUCUUGUUUAUAGGUGAGAGUGGCCCCAUCACCUUCACUCAAUCACCACACCUUCAUUCAUUGCAUCAUCAAUAGAAACCCCCCAAACACCAAAAUCACUUGCACUACUCAACAACCCAAAUGAAACCCUUCAUUUUUCUGCUAUUUUCUUCAAUCUUGGUGCAUACCCACUUCAAAAUAUCAUCUGGGGUUUCAAUUUUAGACCCAGAUUUGGUGAAAGUAGAUGGAUUUGAUUCAAUGGGGAAGAGGGUUUGUGAUGGUGAUGAAAUGAUGGAAUCUGAGAGCAGUAGGAGGAGGGUGUUGUUGAUGAGGAAAAGGUAUAUAAGUUAUGAGACGUUGAGGAGGGAUGUGGUACCUUGUGGUACACCUGGUGCUUCAUAUUACAAUUGUAGAGCCAAUGGCAAUGGGAUCGCAAACCCUUACAAUAGAGGCUGCCAAAUCAUUACCAGAUGUGCUCGAGAUGCUAUUAAUACAUGAUCUUGAAUCGGUAAUGUGUUCGUCUUUUUGCGUACUAUAUGUAUACACUCUUUAGCAGGGGGUUCGAUUGGGAUCUUGAUUCUUGUUGGUUUACAAUAAUGGAAUUGGAAUUGGAAUUGGAAUUGGAAUUGGAAUGUGUGUUAAUAAGUUGGGUUUUUGAAAGAAAUAGAAUCGUUGUAUGGUGUAGUUUUGGUUAUAAAACCAAUUAGAUUUGUUGUUUCGUAUUGAAAGAUGGUUUUUUAUUGAUUUUGGAUGCUUGUGAGUUGUGAAUGUAAUAUUUUUUGUAUUCAAUAUGUAAUGAAGUAAUGAUGAUUAAAGAAAUGAGGUUUAUGAAA